This is a messenger RNA of Protopolystoma xenopodis, 726 nucleotides long. Lineage: Eukaryota; Metazoa; Platyhelminthes; Monogenea; Polystomatidea; Polystomatidae. The record is from the annotation of a GenBank genome assembly.
AUGAGGUUGUGGCGACGAGACUACUCCAAAUACGUCGGCUGGCGUUCGGCCGCCUCGGACGAUUCGUCCUCCCGCACGGACGCCUUCAUGACCGGCCAGCUCGGCAGACCCGGACUUGGCGGGUUCCGGUCGGCCGACUUGCCGGCCCGACGGCCCGGCUUCGUCCGGCUCCUCUUCCGAUUCGACCGCACCUACCUCUUCCACUCGGUCCGCCUCUUCUCGGCCAACAACUACGCCGUCGACAUGGCCGCUCCGGCCUGCGUCGAGGUGCAUCUGUACCGCCGGGACCCGCGACUCGACGCCGACGACGGCCCGUCCGCGGGUACGUCUGCCUCGGGACGGUCGGUCGUCGUCGUCAGGACGCUGGAGCCGGACCGCCGUAAUCUGGCCAGCCGCUGGUUGGACGUCGACCUUCGGCCCGACUGUCCCAGCCCCGACGCCCGCACCAGCUUGCCGGCCACAGACUUGGCCCGAUCGGCUGGCGAUGGCAACGGCGACGGCGACGGCGACGGCGAUGGUGACGGCCGAACUCUCAUCAGACGGCCCCAGGCGUUCGGACAACUCGAGUCCAUUCGUCUCGAGAAUGACGAGGUUCGCGAGAGCUAUCGCUGUGUUGCCCAGUUUGUCGAGUUGCGACUGCAUUUCAGCACGGCUUGGAUAGCGAUCAGCGAGGUGAAAUUCGACAACCGUAAGUUGCCGCCAAAAGGCUAUAUUUCAUAUAUAUAG